This is a messenger RNA of Mauremys mutica (yellowpond turtle), 6075 nucleotides long. It is a transcript of the gene DOC2B, whose product is annotated as double C2 domain beta. Lineage: Eukaryota; Metazoa; Chordata; Testudines; Geoemydidae. Gene Ontology annotation, cellular component: membrane. Bases 58 to 1284 code for a protein of 408 amino acids. The record is from RefSeq and is a predicted model, not a curated record. The transcript has 10 exons.
CCGCCGCCGCUCGCCGGGGGGCGCGUCCCGCCCGCCCGGCCGCCCGCAGCCGCCUGCAUGACACUCCGCAAGGGGGAGAGAGCGACCAUCAGCAUCCAGGAGCACAUGGCCAUCGACGUCUGCCCCGGCCCCAUCAAGCCCAUCAAGCAGAUCUCCGACUACUUCCCCCGCUUCCCGCGCGGCCUGCCCGCCGCCGCCGCCAGCCGCCCCGCCGCCCCGCCGAGCCGCCCGCCCCUCAGCCCCGCCGAGCCGCCCCGCGACGAGGACGAGGACGUGGACCGGCUCUUCGGGGCGUACGGCGCCAGCGGCCCCGCCGAGCAGCCGGCCCCGCGCCCGGCCGAGGAGGAGGCGGCGGCGGCGGCGGACGCCGAGGGCUACGAGUCCGACGACUGCACUACGCUGGGAACACUAGAUUUCAGUUUGCUGUACGACCAAGAAAACAAUGCUCUCCACUGCACAAUCAAUAAAGCCAAGCUGCCAAAACUCACUCACAGAAAGGGCCUGAAGCCAAUGGAUCAUAAUGGUUUGGCUGACCCAUAUGUCAAAUUGCACUUACUCCCAGGCGCUAGUAAGGCGAAUAAGCUAAGAACAAAAACUUUGCGGAACACUCUGAAUCCCACCUGGAAUGAGACCCUCACUUACUAUGGCAUCACGGAUGAGGAUAUGAUUCGCAAGACGCUAAGAAUUUCCGUCUGCGACGAAGACAAGUUCCGCCACAAUGAGUUCAUCGGGGAGACGAGAAUCCCAUUGAAGAAGCUAAAGCCCAACCAAACCAAAACCUUCAGCAUCUGCCUGGAAAAGCAGCUGCCGAUAGAUAAAACAGAAGACAAGUCCCUGGAGGAGCGCGGCCGGAUCCUCAUCUCCCUCAAGUACAGCUCCCAGAAGCAAGGCCUCUUGGUCGGCAUCAUCCGCUGCGCACACCUGGCUGCCAUGGAUGCCAACGGCUACUCCGACCCCUACGUGAAAACCUACUUGAAACCAGAUGAGGACAAGAAAUCAAAGCACAAGACAGCAGUGAAAAAGAAAACACUAAACCCUGAAUUCAAUGAGGAAUUUUGUUAUGAAAUAAAGCAUGGUGACCUGGCAAAGAAGACCUUAGAAGUCACUGUGUGGGAUUAUGAUAUUGGAAAAUCAAAUGAUUUUAUUGGUGGAGUAGUGUUAGGAAUUAACGCCAAAGGUGAGCGGCUGAAACACUGGUUUGAUUGCCUGAAAAACAAGGACAAGAAAAUAGAGCGCUGGCACACACUAACGAACGAGCUGCCAGGGGCUAUCCUCAGCGAUUGACCCUAAAGACAGGCCCGGGGCCCCGAAGAUAGCCCAUCUCUCUCUCUCAACCAGAACCAGGAACAGUUCAUGCCUUUGGACUUCUAGUUUACUUACUACAUUAAAAGGGUUACUAAGUCAGCAAGAAAGAGUGGCUUGGUAAAUUCCAGCUGAUGGUCAGGCUGCAGGGAAAUACCACUGAACAAGACACAAUUGAUUUUCUCUGUUCAGUGGGUGCGAUCGGGUUUUCUCCUAGGUGUGUGUGUGUCUGUCUCUCUCUCUCUCUCUCUCUCUCUCUCUCACACACACACACACACACACACACACACACACACACACACACACACACACACACACACUCUUAAGAGAAAACAGGCCUGCAUGCACUAGAAUUGUGACUUAUUUGCUAACUAUUUGAUAUACUGAAUUAUCUUCUUGCUGCCUUGCAAAAUGAAUGGAUCACUUUUUGUUUGUGUAGCUACUAUGAGCAAAAAGCAUUAUUAAACAUGGAACUAUUUUACUAAGGGGACUGUGCCACAUUUCUGGUUGUCAAUUUCUGUAGUUUGGGCCUGCACAGUCUUUAUGCACUUAAACACCACCUUUUGGAAUGAUCAUCUUCUCCAAUAAUCUAUAAGGACUGUUUGCUUUUCUUUCAGAAAUGUAAUGCUUGUUCUGUCUGAUGAAGUAUACCAGUAUGCUAAAAGGGCUGUGCAGCUAUAUAAGGCAAUAGCUUCCUUGUAUAAGUUGACCUGGGAACAGUAGGCACUUGCAGCCUCACUAGGAAUAAUACAAGGCUUCACAUUUGCUAAAAGAAGUUUUGAUAUUUAAGAAAGAUCAGAAAAUCAACAGACAAUUCCAUUCUAGCACUUACUCUUGCUCUAUUACAGACAGUGGGACUUCACACUAGUACUUCCAUGCAGCUGCUAUUUUUAGGAAACCAUGAAUCUGCCUUUCUUCCUGUCAACUACACAGCUGGUUUGAACAGGAUUAUUUUUCACUGAAACUUACCUUCAGAUUUUACUGUUAGUGCAGACAUUUCAUUCCGGUUAGUGAGAAUGAACAGAACCCCCGAAGAGUUGCCACUAGCUAGAAGGGCAAGAGGCGGCAGACUUGAUGCUACAGUAAGUGCCAUGGGUCAAAUUCUGCCUUUGGUUACAUGCACAACAACCUUCAUGGACUCCAGUGGGCAUUACACACGUGUAAGGGACAGAGAAUUUGGCUUUGUCUCUUCCUUUAUUCAGCCUUCUUAACAGUGUAUGUAACUCCUAACUCCCCAGGUAGGCCAAUUAGCCCUUCCUCUCUACAAAUCUGUUCUUUGCAUCGGGCUGGCUUCACUCACUGUCCAAAGACUUAGGCCCUGAUUUUUGCCCCACUGACAUCAUUGGUAGGUUUGUGGGAGAACAAACAAUCCCUGGUGGAAUGUGCAAGGGACAACUGCAAGUCUGCGCUAUUGAGAAGGAGCCAAUUGAAUAAAAAGCUAGUUCUAGAAUCUCCCCCUCUACCAAACACACAGCUCCCAAACCAAACUUCUCUACUCUGCCAGUCACACCAUACACUGGAUCAAAGUUUCUUCUCUUUCUUUCAUUAACCACAUUGUUCUAUUUUCCUAUCAUGUCCAAGACAGUUCACAAGUUUUUCUGCAAACACAAGAAGUCACAAAUGAGCUAAACUAACUGCAAAAUGCUGCAUGUUGGCAGAAUUUAUAGAAGCCUUUAAUCCAUGCAUUAUUGAAAAGGUCCAUAGUUACAUCAAGUCUUUACUAUGUAGUAGUUCAUAAACAUGUAUUUUUGGGCUGAAGACCACUUUUGGGGAUCAAUCAGAUCUCUUUAGACCUACAUUGAUUUUUCAAAGUUAUAAUAAUAGUACACCUUGUUAGAUAUGGGAAAACCUUCGUAGGGUCUUUUUAACAAUGUAAUAUUUGUAGUGAAUUACGCAGAUAUGCAUGAAUUUUAUUUGAAUGCCAACAGUGUGUCAAGUUAGAUGAUCUCACCAAUUCUCUCUUGCCCAUGUAUGAUACUUUUCCAGCACUUUUUAAAAUAUAGCAGGAUAGCUAGGGCUUGAUUUCAGAAGUGCUGAGCCCCCACAGCUCUUACUGGAGUCCAUGGGAGCUGCAUGUGUUCAAGGGCUCUGAUAAGGAGGCUCUUAGAAUGGCCAGGAAUAAUAGGGACUCUCCCUUUUUGUCAGUUAUUUUAAAAGUACCAUUUGUUUAAGCAUAUAUUUUGCCAUAACAUUAGUUUAUGCCUAAUGUGGAGUGGGACAUAACGUGUGCAUUUUUUCAUUUUGUAUUUGUCUUUUUUAACUGGGCUGUAUAUAUAAAUUGCAUGCAAGAUGGUUGUUGUCAUGCAAGAACUUGUUAAAUGUUUGAUACCAAUGUUUUGCUACAACGUGAAGGCUGCAGUAAUUGUCCUUAACUGCAUCCUACAAGAAUUUUGUAUUUCAGUAUUAUCUACGUGUACUUAUUGUUGGAUUUGUUAAUAUUUAUAAAUAGAACCCAAAAUAAAAAGGAAAAAAAGGUGAAUUGUAAAGGUUCAGCUUCUGAGACUCCCCCUAUUUGUACAGUAAUCGCAUGCUCAGUCCACCAUGCCGCAUUUCAAACUCAGAUACUGGAAUGACAACGAACAUGACACAGACUUUCACCUCCUUUGAGGGUGUGUCAAUUUUCACAGGCGCUAGACGAAUCAUUUAGGAUUUUAUGCACUUUUUUUAUGGCCUUAACUUUUCAGAGCACUUCAGGGGCAAAAAUUGCUCAGCGGCAGCUGAUUCUACCUAGAAAAAAAUGUUUCUUUUGCCAGUUGUAAAACCAAGGGCCAAACCCUGCUUGUUUUGCUCAUGUGAGGAAUCCUACAGGAGUCAGAAGAGCAGGAUCUGGCUUCCAAUUUGUAAUGGGACAAUGCUGGAAUGUUACAAGUGCAUCACUAAAAAUGCCUAUUGUUUUGCUUCCUUAGGAUUGUUUUACAAAACAUACUGACCCCGACAGAAACUCAGAGUAAAUAUUCUCUGUGACAUUACAAGUACCUGCUGGGUUCAAAAAGAGUUAUGAAUCCACCUGGGGGAUAUGCAGCAGGAGUAGAUGAACUAAGCAACAAAGAGGCAUUUCCUAGUGGGGAAAAUCAAAGGUGCAAAAUUAAAACCAAGAGUAGAGCUAGCCAGUGGAUUAAUUUUUGGAGUUGGAGACAGGAACAUCUGCAUUUUAAUCUAAGCUCUGCCGGUGGCUUGCUGUAUGGCCUUGGGCAAAGUCACUUAGCUGCUCUGCCUCUGCUUCCCCGUCUGUAAAAUGGGGAUAUUUAUCUACCUCACUGGGGCAUUGUGAGGUUUGUACAUCACUUUGAAAAAUUAAAGCACUACAAUUGUGGUGAAAGAACCCAGAGUGGGGUUCAGAGGUUUCCACUAGUGUCACUAAAAGGAGUUAUUUGGUAACAUUACCAGGGAGGCAUUUUAAAAGGAAUAUGGCUGCUCUGAGAGUGCUUCAGUGCAUGGGUUGUUGUUUUUUUUUAACCAAAUGGUACAACAUACUCUGUGGCUCUUAAGAUGAUUGAUAAAUAAUAUUUCCAAUAUGCGUCAAGGAAUGCAGUGACAAAUUUGUGAAUUUCUUGUUCAAAUAAAAGCUACAUAAAUGAGCAAAGAAAUAUUUCUAAAGUCAUUUUGUACAAAAGAUGAGAUUACAGCUACCUGUGGAAUUCCACUUUGAGCUGAGUUAUGUAGAUUUGGAAGAUUUAACUUUAUUUGCCAAGAGUUUAUCUUCAGAGUUCAAGACGCUGAGUAGUUAAAUUGGUACCAGAGGUGAAGAGCGUAUUUUAAAAGGGUGGCAUCUAGCUUAGGGAGCACUGGCUCUUUAACAAUACUAGCCUUUUCUAUUCAAGAUCUCAAAUGAAGGCAGGAACUUUGAAUGUCAAACCUCCUACUGAAUAUUCCCAAGAGUCCCUUCUCAUGAGUCCUUCUUUGUUACUGAAUAUCAAACUGCAUGUGUUUUCCCAUCAGUGUACAUGGGACCAACUUAUCAACUGCCUAGCCUAAUAUAGGAUAUGCAACUAAAUGUAUACUAGAGUUGGACACUUACCUCAUCUUGGCUAGCUGUCCUCUUGUUUGUUGCAAAGUGCAUGAUUGUGUUCUUACAAAAAACAGCUCCAGUUGCAAAUCAGAAGUUUGUGGCGAUGCACAGCACUGUUAACUGCUUCCUGUAUUCACGUACUCUAUAGAGAAAGAAAUAACCGAGCAUUAGGGUUUUUCUUGAUAUUGCUUAAAAUGAGCUAAAUGACAACAAAAAAGUCAGUGUCUAUGUUUACACAGCUGCCCCAAAUGCAUUGCAGUUUCUAACAGUUAGUAGUGAUUUUCCAGCCAGCCACAGCAGAUUCUCAGCUAUUCAACAGUCAGCUCCAUAAUGCAGCUAUUUACUGGAUUUUGCAGUAAGUAUGUUUUAAAAACUGACAGACUGAAUAGGCAUUAAUAGUGCUCCAAACCUUGUUUCCCCUCCCAUCCGCCCCACCCAAAGCCUGUCUUGGUCUAAGGAAAGCUUCAUGUACUAGAGUUCUCCAGCUAGUACCCUGGGGCAAAUUUACCACAUACACCAGGAGAAGAUUGUUUUUGUAAUUUUCUUACUUGUGUCUAAUACUCCUGCCCCUUAUUCUCUGUGACCUCCAUGUUCCUCCUGGGAAUAGAGGAGAUGCUUAGGUCUUGACUUGCAUAGUAAAACUGGUUGGCUGGUGUUUUUAUUGCAAUCCUCUGUGUUUGUAUCAAUAUUUGGUUGUAACAUCAAAGGUUAAAUAUUAUUUUUGGACUGAAUUUAUGAAGCAGGGAAGAGCAUGUAUUGUAUUU